This is a messenger RNA of Colletotrichum karsti, 1158 nucleotides long. RefSeq lists its product as uncharacterized. The coding region runs from base 1 to 1158 and encodes 385 amino acids. NCBI's taxonomy places the organism in Eukaryota, Fungi, Ascomycota, Sordariomycetes, Glomerellales, Glomerellaceae. The record is from RefSeq and is a predicted model, not a curated record. Gene Ontology annotation, molecular function: oxidoreductase activity. The transcript has 5 exons.
AUGGCGUACACAGCUGUUGGUCCGGUCAUGGGUGCUACCACAGCAUCUGCUGCCCACCACAUCCAUCACUUCGAUUGUAACGCUCCAGUCGCGGACGUUCCUGGCCUCCCCACCAACUUUCCCGAGACACUGGACCUCGAAUCAGCCUGGACCGGCCCGCAAUUCACCAAAGAGUCGCAGUACACGUACAACCUCACCAGCGCCGACCUCGAUGAGCUCAUGGUUGCUCUGAAGCACUUCAAAGCCUUGGGCCUCGACGGCGACCUCGUCAGUCCAGACAAUUUUCCACUCCCGACCCUGGGAUCCGUCCUUGCUCGCGUCGCCGACGACAUUCAUCAUGGCAGGGGUUUUGGCGUAGUUCGCGGCAUUGACCCGCAAAACCACUCCGUCGAGGAUCUUACGGUACUCUAUCUUGGCAUCCAGGGGUACAUCGCCAACCAGCGUGGCCGCCAGGACAAGAAGGGAAACAUGCUUGUCCACAUUGUUGCAGACAACACCACUCAGGCCAAGGCGGAUCACCACCGCCAUUCCACUUCUUCCAUUACGUUUCACAACGAGGAGUCUGGGGAUAUCAUCAGUUGGUUGACCAGAGCCACCGCCGCUGCCGGUGGCAAGUGCAUCAUUGCCUCCGCCCACACCGUCUACAACGUCCUCGCCGCUACACGACCAGAUAUCAUUCGCACAUUAUCCCGCUCGGACUGGCCCUUUGCUCUCCCCAAGUUCCAAUGUCGCCCCGUCCUCUUCCAUCAUGAAGGCAAGAUCAUCAUCAACUUCGGCCGCACUCCCCUGAUGGGCAACGCUGCGCAUCCUCGACCAACACACUUCCCCACCCUGACUGCUCGUCAGAUCGAAGCGCUCGACGCCGUGGAGACCAUCGCCAAGGCGACGCAGAUGGAGAUCCAGACCCGACCUGGUGACAUCCACUUCAUCAACAACCUCGCCAUCCUUCACCGUCGCGAGGCCUUUGUCAACGGCCAGGGCCCAAGCGAGAAGCGCCAUCUCGUUCGCAUGCGCGUACGCAACGACAAGCUGGGAUGGUCCAUCCCCGAUGAGCUCCAGCGAGAGUGGCACGAUGCUUUCGAGAAGCCGGCCGACCGUGUCUGGCAUCUGGAACCUAUGCCUGACGCCUUUUUUCCUCUUCGCAAGUACCCCAACUAA